CUAAGCAUGAGUCCAUGUGCAUUUUAUGAAGCUCGAGGGAGAGAUCCACCUUCAAUGGGUCUUCACAUUAAUACCCUCUUCAAGAAAAAGAGAACACAUAGCUAACCAAUGUAACAAUGGCAUUCAAACAUCAAACCUACAAAUUCUCUUCUCCUUCUUUCUUUAACUUGUUUUCCAUCAAAUCUUCAACCAUUUUUACUAUAAUCCUCAUAUUUUCUUCCUUUGUUUACUUCUUCACUCCAUUUAGAUAUUCUCAAGAAACAUUUUUUAAUGUCAAUGAAGCACAAAUAUUCAAAGGUGAUCUAAGGGAUGCUAGAUUUCCAUGGAACAAGCUCUGUUUUGGCCCCCCGUCUGAGAAGCUCAAGCUUGCGGUUUUCUCCAAAACAUGGCCAGUUGGUGCAGCCCCUGGUGGAAUGGAGCGACACGCUUCCACAUUAUACAGUGCUCUAGCUGCAAAAGGCCAUGAAAUACAUGUUUUCACCGUGCCCUCAGAUAAAAGGCCUCGCAAUGACAUUCAACAAGGCAGUCUACAUGUUCACUUUGCAGCAAACGAUCAUGGAUCAGUAAAUAUUUCAUUAGCAUUUGAUAUAUUCAAUCAGGAGAACUUAAUAGGCGAAUUUGAUUAUGUGCACACUGAAAGUGUUUCGUUGCCUCAUUGGCGUGCAAAAAUGGUGCCUAAAGUGGCUGUAACAUGGCAUGGAAUAUGGUAUGAAAUAAUGCACUCCAAGCUCUUCCAGGAGCUUCUUUCUAGUUCUGAUGGAAAGUUGCCAGGGCCAAUGACCGAACUUCAAGAAGCAAUGCCGCGGCUUGUUGAUGAAAUUAAGUUCUUUUCGAGCUAUAAACAGCAUAUCUGUAUUAGCAACAGUGCUGGUGAGGCUUUGGUUAAUGUGUAUCAGAUUCCACAGAGAAAUGUUCAUGUCAUACUUAAUGGAGUUGAUGAGAGGAAGUUUGUUCAGGAUCCUAAAUCUGGUCAAAAAUUUAGGGACAAACACGGGGUGCCUAAAAAUGUGAGUCUGGUGAUGGGUGUGGCAGGACGAUUAGUCAGGGACAAAGGGCAUCCCCUUCUGUAUGAAGCCUUUUUGACGAUAACUAAGCACCAUCCUGGAGUUUUUCUACUUGUAGCAGGAUCAGGUCCGUGGGGAAAGAGAUACGCUGAAUUAGGCCCUAGUGUGAAGGUAUUAGGUGAACUGGAGCCUUCUGAACUGUCUGAGUUUUAUAACGCGAUUGACUUGUUUGUGAAUCCAACUCUGAGGCCUCAGGGGCUUGAUCUAACACUAAUGGAAUCAAUGCAUUGUGCCACACCAGUUCUGACUCCAAACUAUCCAAGUAUUACAGGAACAGUGGUGUUGAACGAAGGAUUUGGCUACACAUUUGCACCUAACGUAGCAUCUUUUGUAGAAGCUAUGGAAUUAGCAAUAAGAGAUGGAACUGAAGUGUUGCAGAGAAAUGGUAUGGUCUGCAAGAACUAUGCACUUUCGAUGUUUAAAGCAACUAAAAUGGCAUCAGCUUAUGAGAGGUUUUUUCUCUGCAUGAAGAACACUAGAUACUGUCAGUACCCUCUUGCCACAGACUGCUAGCUGAUUUGUUAUUUCAGGCUUUCAGCUUCUUAUCAUUUGUUAGUACUCUGAAUUUCGAAACAUAUCACAAGAUAAAAUAUACAUAUUACACAGCUAGAUAGAAACUAUAUAUAGUUAGAUUACAACAUCACACUGGGUCAGAAAGUGCUACUGAUUUGUAUUUAAAACUUCAAUUGUCCGUCUGAUUUCUUAAUGCAAUUCUAAAAUCCGCGGAAUCAGAGAUUAUAUAUGCAUAUGAAAAGCAAAAUAC
Daucus carota subsp. sativus is the source of this 1827-nucleotide messenger RNA. RefSeq lists its product as uncharacterized. Bases 117 to 1577 code for a protein of 486 amino acids. Gene Ontology annotation, molecular function: glycosyltransferase activity. NCBI's taxonomy places the organism in Eukaryota, Viridiplantae, Streptophyta, Magnoliopsida, Apiales, Apiaceae. The record is from RefSeq and is a predicted model, not a curated record. The transcript is spliced from 2 exons.